Messenger RNA from Biomphalaria glabrata, 7352 nucleotides. Its product is annotated as BCAS3 microtubule associated cell migration factor-like. The transcript has 22 exons. Gene Ontology annotation, cellular component: cytoplasm. The record is from RefSeq and is a predicted model, not a curated record. Lineage: Eukaryota; Metazoa; Mollusca; Gastropoda; Planorbidae. Bases 131 to 2989 code for a protein of 952 amino acids. Gene Ontology annotation, molecular function: protein binding. Gene Ontology annotation, biological process: response to starvation; autophagy.
AUAUCUUACUGACGUCAGCUUCCUCUGACCAAACAUUUUGUAAACAAACACAAACUUCAUUCACUCAAAUGUAAAAAGACAAAGCAACUGUAGUGUAGAUCUAGUCUAGAUCUAACUCACAGUUAAUUAAAUGGCUGCCGAAUCACCUAGAAAAGGAACAAAAUUUGUCUGCAAUAUUGUUCGUCCGCAUUCUUACAGUGACAAGACAGUUGCAGAAAGUGUUUUUGAUUUCAUUACCGAUGUUGUGCCUCAGGUGGGACAGGCUUACUGCAGUACGUCUCCUAAAACAGAUGACAAAGAGAAAGUUUCUUGGAUACGCUUUGAACAGUGUGAUGUUAAUGAUCUAAACUCGAACCCAAACCUUAGAGGACUGGAGCAGAAAGCUGUUCCCCUCGUUGCCAUCCUAGGAUACCCAGAUGGAGUACAAGUAUGGCUCAUCAUGCACAGUGGUGAAGCUGUGGAGGUCUUCUCUCUCCGACAAGGUCCAGUCUCCUGUUUCCGUAUCCUGCCCACUCCUAGCCCAGAGAUGGACACAUACAAAAAUAAGAGACCAAUAGCUGCUAUCUGUGACUCAUCAAGCGCUGGUAACCCAUUCUGUGGUGUGAAGUUUAUUUCUUUGAAGACAGGCGAUGAAGUCAGCAGUGCAUCAUGGAAGACGCAGCUGGUUCACAAUAUAGAGAGCAAUAAGAGGUUUGUGGUUAUCGUCUUACAGGAGAAACUUGUUGUGUUUGAUGCCUGCAGACUAAGACAGAUUCUACUGAUCACAGGCUGCUAUCCAUGUCCUGGACCAAAAAUAAACCCAAUAGCACUGGGAGACAGGUGGCUGGCGUAUGCAGAUAAAAGGCUGUUACCAGUUCACCAAUCCUGUGGGGGGAUGUCAGGUGAUGGAGCCCAGUCCUAUGCCGCUACAGUCAUUAGUGCUGCCAAGGGAGCUUUCAAAGGUCUGACCAUGUUUGGAGAAGCAAUGGUUAGCAGUGUCACAGGAGCCAAAUCGACUCCACCACCUAAAAAGCCAGAGCCAUCUCCUGCAGAUGAGAAUGGUUACCGUCCAGGCAUAGUCUCUGUGUAUGAUCUUAAGUCUCUCCGUGUGGACCAGGGUGGCAAAUCAUCAGAUGUGUCCCAGUUCUAUGUCUCAGACGACCCGGACAUCGAGGGUUUGAUUGCUCACUUCCAUGCCCAUGCCAAUGAGCCAGUGGCUGCCAUGGCUUUUGACCCGACUGGAGUGCUUUUGGCAACUGCCUGUAAACUUGGUCAUAACUUUCAUGUGUUUAGCCUUGUGGCCCACCCCUGUUCCUCGUCUCUGGGUGCUGUCCAUCACCUGUACACGCUUCACAGAGGAGACACUACUGCUAAGGUUAUAGACAUAUCAUUCACCAAUGACAGCCGUUGGAUUACAGUUAGCACCCACAGGGGAACAACUCAUGUUUUUCCAAUUACACCAUAUGGGGGAAAUAUAUGUGCUCGUACUCACUGCCAGGCCAGGGUUGUCAACAGGGUCAGUCGAUUUCACAAGUCUGCUGGUCUUGACGAGAUUGAGCCAGGGGCAGCUGGUCAGCGCAGUCCUAUUUUGUCCAGCAGUCCUGGCAGUUCAGGUUUGCUCUGUAAACCAUCGCUAUGGGAGUUUAAUAUCAUGGACAAGUUCCUGACCGCAUCACCACACAAGUCAGGACAUUCACCUGGUCCUCAAGAGGGUUACCCAAGUCUUAUUAGACAAAAUGCUCUGAGAAACAAUAUGGGCAACCCUCGGCUCCCACCCUAUCCUCAUCCGACCCCAAUAGCUCCGCUGGCCCAGAUAAAACAGCUCCUUUCCAUUCCUGGCUUGGGGCCUACUUCAGGGGCCUCGCCGCGCCCCAAGAGCCCAACACACUCCAGUUCUUCACAUGACAAUGUGUUUGCAGUGUGCGCAGCUUUUGCCCCAGAGAGGCUGUGGACCACAACCAUGGAGAGACGAGAUCAUCUAAAGAAGACUGCCGUGGACUCACUCUUCAUUCUAAACCAGAAUGGUAUCUUGACAGAGUAUCAUCUCGAGCCACACCCUAAGCAGGUGAGUGGUGCAGAGAAACACUUGGAUGACGCGCCUAUAGAGCUGGAAGUGAAAGGACUUGUCCAGUGGAACCUACAGCGAUCAAGGUCAUCAAGUGAGGUUAAGCCUCCUCUGGCAUCCAAUAAUCCACUUAUCGUAGCGGCAGAAGCUGUACAGACCCAACAAGCCACUUUCUCCGCAGAGGGCUCUGAGCCUGCCACUGUGACCAGAUACGGGUCCAAGGACAGCUUGACCAGUGACUUUGGAUCCAGUGGAACUAAAGAGGAAACUGAUGAGCAAUGGGUAUCCCAGGUGGAGAUAAUAACUCACGUGGGCCCCCAUCGUCGCCUGUGGAUGGGCCCCCAGUUCUCUUUCAAGACCUACCAGAACCCUCAGUCCACCACAGUUCUCUCAUCUUCAUCCUCCUCAUUGUUCUCUGGCAGCCCAGAAGCCAAUGCUCACGUGACCACUAUGGACAUUUUGACUGACGACUGUGACCUGGAGAGUUUAAAACUCCAUCCUAGCCGGUCAAGCCCAGUGGCUAUGCCUAAUAUACGGCCUGCCUACAGAAGGUCGUCCACCAGUGAGCGAACAACUAGCCCAGGCAGAAGUACCAACUCAGCACCUAUGUAUAUAGAAGCAGGAAGCUAUGAGCAGUCUCCCAUUCUGAGUGAUGUGUUCAGCGAGUGGACAGAGUCCACCAUCCUCCACCAGCCCCGUAGCAGUGAGGAGGAGGAAGACAGGGUGAGGAGGACAUUGGAGGAGGCCAUGAUGGAGUCCCCAGCACACGAGGGUGGACCCAACUGUGCCGACAGAGAAACGGAGACCUUCCACGACAGCAGCGAGACGCUGAGCAGCUCCGGUUCCAGCAUCGCCGCCGUGUCCACUCGGGGCGCUGCCGAGAUGCAGGUGGAUCACCGGUACUCUGGGGGCGGCGGGAGCGACUCUCCUGACCUGUUGGGAUGACAACUGCCGGCGUGUAGCUGGGAAACAGAAAUCCUCUUGAGGAAUCGCCCUCACCACGGCUCCUCAAUUUCUACACUUUGGAUGUGUGACCCUGUUUUGUUUUGUUACGUACAAUCAUAGGCUAUAUAUAGACGAGACCUAACACGUGCAAACAUAUGUCUGAACUUUGUGUGCACACAAAAAAAGAUGAGACAAAAGCAUCUUCCGGUUUUGAUUUCCUUAUAAAUUUAUCUUCUCUCUCUAUAUAUAUAUAUUCAUAUAUGGGUCAGUGCUACAAAACCCAGAAUUCACUUCCGGUCUAAAUAUAAGCGUUUAAAUUAAUGUCUUUAAUGAAAGGGCGCUAACUUUAAACUUUAACUUUCUAUUCAAGCGGGAAACAUUACCUCACAAUACACAAAAUUUAUAAUAACAAAAAUUAAAAAAAACAACUCUUGGAUCUGAUUUUUAUGGGUGUGUUUUGCGCAUCUAACCUGAACUUUUUUUUUAUCAUAUUGUUUGUUUUUUUUUGUUUCAUUUCGGACAAACUUUAAUUAUAUUAAAAUGUAAAUAGUUAAACAAAAAUAGAUCCAGGUUAGGCCUAGAUCGACACUCCUAAAUUCACAAACACCUUCCUGUUCAUCUUUCAGUAACGUGAUUUUAAAAAUUAAUAUGCCACAUUAGAAUGUGUUUCAUAUUAGGACGCUGUGAUAUCAAUAUCACGUGUAUAUGAAUGGUUUUACAUGUUUUAAGAAUCCGCCUGUGUUUCCAUGGUUACGAAGGAAUAUAAAUCUUUUUACUUCAGUUCCAAUAUUGUCUUUGAGCAGGAAAGGAAAAAAAAGGCGUUUCGUUUGAAAUAUUGCAUGAGCUUUAGGCGCGCACGCGUCCGCCAUGUUGAAUUAAACAUUGAGUCAAGUGAUGCACCCAUAGAUUUAUACUAAGCAAAACAAACUCAUUGCUUUGGUCUCUAAACAGUCAGAAAUAGUUCUAUGCUCUCAGUUGAGCUCCAUGUGAGUUUCUGUGCUCAUCUGUUGUCACAUGGUUUGCCUAAGAUAAAGAAUGUACGCCAUAUUGCCGAAAGUAGUGUAGGCUUCAUUUGUAAAACGGAAAAUAAACAAAAUUGACGAGAUCAAUAUCCAAACACAAUAGGUGUUUUUUUCAAAAUAUUUCGCGAAGCUAAUUCAACUUGUUUAGCGAGAUUCUCCAAAGGAGAAGCCUUUUUAAACUUCUGACACCAUUUAUGGCAUUUUUUUUUUUUAGACUUUUGUUAUUUUUACUGUCAUAAGGUUGAGUUUAACCUUUUUAUAUAAAGAGAAUUCCAAUGCAUGAGUCCAGCAUGCAGUGUGAACCCAGAAAGGUCAUCAAAGUCACCUCAACUUCGGAAGAUUUUUUUGCUUUAAUACUUGUUUGCCUCAAUGACUUGUGUUAAUAAAACAAAAUUAAUGUCUUAUAAUUGUAAUGCAUUAUGUCAAUUUUAAAUUAGUGAAAAAUAGAUAAAAAUUUGUUUCACUGUAACAAAUGAGAGAACCGUGUAACUGGGAGUUCACAUUAACCUUGACCUAUAGGUUAAAAUGUAAACAACAAGAUAAAUUGGAUUUGUCCCCCGCCCUUGAAAAAAAAAAAGUUUCAUCUUGUAAGUUAGACUUUCUAAAGAGGAUUCUGCACUGCGAUGGAUUACAUUUUUUUUUAAAGUCUAAGCUAAUUCAAUAAGUCUUGGACAAUGUAAUUCUAGAACCACCCAUCUUUCAUACUCCAUAACAGUCCACAUUCUCCCGUCUAAUAUAGCAUCGUUAUGGAGCUUUGUGGCUGAGUGGUAAAGCCCAUGUCUCCCGAACUGAGAGACCUCGGGUUUGAAUCCCGGUGAAAACUGGGACUUUGAACUGCGGCAUUUUUAAAACGCUCUCUCGAGUCCACCUUACUCUGAUGUCUGGUUCAGGAGUGGUAGGCUACCUGACAUACGUUGGUGAAUGAAAGACCUUUGGUCAUCGUGGUGGCCGCAUGACACCUUCGUUAACUCUAAGCCGUGUUGACGUCUUCUGGGUUAAAACAGACCCGCUGAUAGACUUCUGGCUGAAGCUGAAGAUGAUCUCACAACUCAUUACGAACGAACGAACAUGCAGAACAGCCUGGAACAUCUGCAGAACAGUCUGUAACAUCUGUAGAACAGUCUGGAACAUCUGCAGAACAGCCUGGAACAUCUGCAGAACAGUCUGGAACAUCUGCAGAACAGCCUCGAACAUCUCCUUCACGUCAGUCAAGUCCCGCUCUAUCCCUCCUACUUUCUUUUUCACUUCAUGCACCUCCAUCACUUGGCAAAACAUUACGUUGUAGACGCCAAGGGAAUGAACUUCUGAAGAACAGAAUGCAGUUUAGCGCUUCGGGUUUGGCGCUCAGCCCCUUCGACGACGCUGGAAAAGUUUUAUAUUUAUGAGGGUGUCACAAGUGAACGUUUGAGAAUCACUGGGUACUAAAGAUUUAUUAUCUUUUCGAUAAAUUUUUUUUUUAAAUCAGUGCACAACACAAAAGACCAUUUUUAAAAAAGCAACAGUAAUAUGAUUAUUGAAAACUUAUCCAUAGGUCAUUAGCACAUAUAUUAUCAUUCCUCACGUGAAAGGUUAUCGUGGGGUCAGUUAUAAUGUCUAUAAUUAUAUAUUCAUAGUUAUAGCACUUUAGGGAACAUUGAGUUACACUCGUCUGCCCAAAGGAAGAAACAAAAAACGACCACAAAAUUGUCUGCUGAAGUUAGCAUAAAUAGUGGCUGUGGGCCAAUAUGACGGUCCACCAAUGCUGGUCGCAUGGCCAGUGGUCUUUCGGGCUAUGGCGACCGAUACAAAUCUAGUCAAUUAUUCAAUCUGACCGUACCGCCCUGUCCACUGUACAAGUGUCUGGGGUUCAGAAGUGGUUGGCUACUUGACUGUUAGUGUGAGGUCAGUUGUGUGAGAGAGAGAGAGAGAGGGGUCAGUUUAAGGUUAACACGCCUCAGUGAUCUUUUUAAACAACGGUGAGAGAUACAUUUUUUAUGUGCUCAAACUGGACCUUAUGUUCCCCCCCCCCCUCUAUCUCUCUCUAUCUCCCAGUCUUUGUGUUUCUAGCUCCUUUUUUUUCCUUUGACUAACUUUGUGUCACUCACUGCGCAUGUCACUGCGCAUGUCUUUCGUGGUACACAAUUUGAACACGUGACUUCUCCCACUUUCCCAUCUAGCUGAAACUUUGCAGAAUUAUUCAUCGUCCAUAACAAGGCAUGAAUCGAUCAAAAGACAAAUUGACCAAUUAUAUUGAAUAAUUGGGGGCGCGGUGGCUCAGUGGUUACGCGCUUGGCUUCCGAACCUCCUGGGUUCGAAUAUCGGUGAACACUGGGAUUUUGAAUUUUCAGACUUUUUAGGGCGCCCCUAAGUCCAUCGAAAUCUAAUGGGUGGGUACCUGACUCAAGUUGGGAAAGUAAAGGCGGUUGAUCGUUUGGCCACGUGACACCCUGCCCGUUAACGUUAAAUAAACUGAUGACCUUAACAUCAUCUCCCCUUUGGAUCGUCAGGUCUGAAAGGGGAACUUUUGUGGACACCGAGAUCACGAUCGACAUUAACAGGAAGUAUUUUACCUUAUAGAAUAAUUAGUGGUCAUUUAUUUUGUUUGAUAUAGAAAGGAAAAAAAAUGAUACGAUGUUUAGAUGUAUGGCUGUAAAUGUGCGCUUCUCUUUUCCUUAUAUCUGCUUUUUUAAUAUUAUUUUUAAGUUUGUUUGUUUUUUUUGCAAUUCCCUCUCAGUUUGGUUCAUGUGUCUUUGUCUCUUGGUCAACCUAUCUUCUCCAUGUUUGCUGUGGUCUUCCAGCCUUUCUCUUCCCCCGUGGGUUCCAGUCUAGGGCCUGGUUUACGAUGCUCUCUUUUUGUGGAUUUAAGUAUGUAUUCAAAUAAAAUGUUGUGGACUGAAUGGCUGGUUUAUAAUGGGCUGGUCAGUUCACAUAAACAAAGAAGACCUACCUAUUAUAUGAACAGAUUGACGAUUUUAGUGGUCACUAUAUUCUCAUUUGUACAGAUCGCUUAUGACCAAUAAUAAUAGAAUAUAUUGCGAACAUUUUGGAUGAUUCGUUCUUUAUCAAUUGACAUCAUUCCUCUGCUCAUGUAAAAAACAAUGGACUGAGACCCGGUCAUAGAGUUUGUAUGUGGGAAUAAACACUUCAAUCCAGUUUAUAUAAAAAGUUUGUAUGUGGGAAUAAACACUUGAAUCAAGUUUAUAUAAAAAGUUUGUAUUCUCUUUUUUUUUUAGCGAAAGAUGAAAUUGUUAAUUUUAGUGUUCAUUGUUUUAAAUUGAAAUAUGUCUGUAAUAUUUUGUAUAGAAACACUAACAUAAAAAUAAACUUUAUCUUUACAUCUGGACAAGCGCCGUGAAAAUCAG